UACCAUGACAACAUAACAACACUAAGCUGCUGGUUACUAGAGAGGCUCGGGUUGGGAGCGGACCGAACAUGCCAGGAAGCGUUGUAGGUUCGCUUAGUUCUGGAUCCACUGGAUCUAAUCGGAGCAAAGCUUGGAAAUAUCGAACAAAAGCUCUAAACUCACAAGUGGAUGAGAGUCUAUUUGGCGUAAAGAAACCCACAAAAGAUGACAGUCCAAUUGUGCAGAAAAACGAAGGUGGCAGACGUAAGACUGUAUCUGCGCCGUCAAUGGGUCACAAACCGGAGACCAUUCGCAUUAUUACAAGUGAUCUGAUUCGAGACCUUGUUGUUCCAUCAGAAGACCCAUCAGGAAAGUCCCUUAUAAUGACAUCCAGUGAAUACCACCGUAUCAAAACAGGUGCAACAGUCCGGACUAAGGAGGAACGCAAGAGGGCAAUGGAAGCCUUAAGAGCAGAAAAGGAAUCAGUCAUAGAAGCAGUAAAUGAACGAAAGAACUUCAUGAAAAUCAAAGAAAUGACGCGCCAAAAAAAUGAGAAACUGAACGAUCUAGAGGAGGAAGCACAGGAGAGGGCACAGUAUCUUUUGGAGAAGGCCAAUGCUAUGCGAAUGGAGCAGGAGGAUGAAGUUAAAAAACUUAAUGAGGUAAUUCUAAAUGCAAAGUGUCAUGCCAUACGCGAUGCACAGAUUUUGGAGAAGCGGAUAAUUACUAAGGAGAUGAGUGAGGAGGAAAAACGCCUGGACCAAAUGAUGGAGGUGGAAAGGAAAAGAGCUAUCAAGAUGCAAGAAGAGAUUGAGGCGGAAAAAAAACAUGAAAGGAUCCGAGGGAAGCAACUUAUUAUUCAGCAGAUGGAAGACAAUUUUGAGUCCAGAAUCCUUUUAGAAGAACAAAGAGCCCAGGAGGGUCAGCAGAUGCUUCAGUAUUUAGAGAAAUUACAAAUGGAAGAUUAUAAGGAGUUGGAGAAGAAACAUCAAGAACAAUUGGAAAUCCAAAAAGAAAUCAAACGUAUCAAUGCUGAAAAUGAAAAGAAAAAACUGGAAAAGAAAGAACAGGAGAAACUACUAGAUCUACGUGUAUUGGACUACACCCAACAGAAAAUAGCACGCGAGGCAGAAUAUGAGGCUGAGCAAGAGCGCCUUAAGAAAGAAAAGGAGAAAGAGGUUGCCCGUCUGCGUGCCCUACAAGAACGAGCUCGAGAUUACAAAGCAGAGCAGGAUGAAUUAAGAGCUAAGAGAAACCAAGAAGCCAUGGAAAGGGCCUGGCGUCAAAAAGAAAAGGAAAGGGCACUGAAGGAAGCAGAGACCAACACAAUGCUUAAGAAAUCACGACUAGAGCAAGUGGCUCAGAAGGAGCAUUUCCUAGCUGUACAAGCACAGCGAGACCGUGCAGAGUUUGAUAGAGUCUUAAGGGUGCAGCAGGAACUGACUGAGAAAGAGCGGAAGGAGCUUGAAGAAAAAAUGUCUGAACUGAACAGGCAUGCAGCAGAACUGAGACGCCAAGUCCGUGAGAAUGAGCAAAAGCAACUUAUGACACGCAUUGAAUUAUUUGAGGGGGGUAAGAAACUGCAAGAAGAAGCUCGUCAGCGCAGGGCACGACUUGAUGACCUAAAGAAGAAGAAACUGGAUGAACUUAAAAUCGCAGGGCUUCCAGACAAGUAUUGCUCUUUGGUGGCACGGAAAGCAGAGGUUCCAGUUGUCUAAAUGGAAGACAGAAAACAACGAAUUUCCGGCCUGCUCUGGGUCACCUUGCAGUCGUCUUCUUUAAUCUUGAAUAUGCAAAUGUGCCUUAUUUCUUCUUAAAUAACACAAAUAAAAGUGUCUAAUAUUCACA
This is a messenger RNA of Pelobates fuscus (common spadefoot toad), 1827 nucleotides long. RefSeq names its product cilia and flagella associated protein 45 (gene CFAP45). The coding region runs from base 69 to 1697 and encodes 542 amino acids. The record is from RefSeq and is a predicted model, not a curated record. NCBI's taxonomy places the organism in Eukaryota, Metazoa, Chordata, Amphibia, Anura, Pelobatidae. The transcript has 12 exons.